This is a messenger RNA of Papilio xuthus (Asian swallowtail), 2131 nucleotides long. Its product is annotated as cell division cycle protein 23. NCBI's taxonomy places the organism in Eukaryota, Metazoa, Arthropoda, Insecta, Lepidoptera, Papilionidae. Bases 155 to 1939 code for a protein of 594 amino acids. Gene Ontology annotation, cellular component: anaphase-promoting complex. The record is from RefSeq and is a predicted model, not a curated record. The transcript has 7 exons. Gene Ontology annotation, molecular function: protein binding. Gene Ontology annotation, biological process: cell division; anaphase-promoting complex-dependent catabolic process; positive regulation of mitotic metaphase/anaphase transition.
UAAAAAUUACACAAAAAAUAAGAAAGACCAAUUGAUGAGAUCGUAUAACAUAUUAAUUGUUAAAUAGUUGUAAAGCCGAGAUCUUGGGGAGUAUAUGAAGCAACUAGAAGUGUUUCUCAUAUAUCAAUCUCUUACAUUAUAAUACAAAUUCAAAAUGCAGCAGCCUUUCAUAAAUUCAAAGGAUGAUAUUCAAAUAGAUCUGAAUCAAGUUAGAAUAGAUAUUAUUCACGGUAUACGUGAAUGUAGCGACCGUGGGCUAACGCAAACUGUUAAAUGGUUGUCAGAAUUAAAUUACGCGCUAAAGGAUCACAAAAUAAAUAAUAUACAAUCAAUUUACGAUGAUGGUAUACUCCCAGAUGAGCGUGAGACAUAUUUGUUAGCAAAAAGCUAUUUCGAUUGCCAGGAGUAUGAUAGAAGUGCGCACUUUUUGGAAAAUUGUAACAGUCCUAAAUGUGUAUUUUUAUUCAGAUACUCACAAUAUAUGUCCAGUGAGAAGAAAAGACUAGAUAACUCUACUGAUAUAGGUCCAGACAAUUCAGAGUCAACACAAGUGUUGUUAGAUUUACUAUCAUUUUUUAAGGCAAAUCAUAAUAAUUUAGAUGGUUACCUGCUGUAUUUAGAAGGAGUUAUUUUAAAGAAAUUAGAUCUGAGAAGUCAAGCAGUCUCAGUUCUACAAUCUGCAGUGGCUGCGGUACCAACACUUUGGGCUGCAUGGGUGGAACUUGCUGGUUUAGCAAAUGAGUAUGAAGCAUUGGAUUCCUUACAGCUGCCGAAACAUUGGAUGAUGUAUUUUUUUGCAGCUCAUGCAUUUGUUGAGUUAAAAUUAUCAGAACAGGCUUUAGAAGCAUAUAUUGGUUUAGCAAAUGCUGGUUUUAACAAAAGCACAUAUGUGACAGCACAAAUGGCAAUUGCUCAUCAUGAUAGAAGAGAUGUGGAUUCAGCGUUGGCAUUAUUUGGUGAACUUUAUCAGAAUGAUCCAUACCGGCUUGACAAUUGGGAUGUUUACUCUCACUUGUUGUAUUUGAAAGAGAAGCGUAUGGAAUUAGCAAAAUUAGCGCAAAAAGCUGUCUCCAUUGAUAAAUAUAGAGUAGAAACAUGUUGUGUUGUUGGUAACUAUUACAGUCUGAGAAGUGAACAUCAAAAGGCUGUAGUGUAUUUCCAAAGGGCUUUAUCUCUGGACCCACAAUAUCUUUCAGCUUGGAUACUAAUGGGCCAUGAAUUUAUUGAAUUGCAGAACUCUAAUGCUGCUAUUCAGUGCUAUAGACAAGCAAUUGAUGUUAAUAGAAAUGACUACAGAGCAUGGAAUGGAUUGGGUCAGGCAUAUGAAAUUUUAGGUUUAAACGGCUACUGUAUAUAUUACUACUCAAGAGCUGCACAACUAAAGCCUGACGAUUCCAGAAUGUUGGUAUCACUCGGAGAGGCUUACGAGAAAAUGGAGAAGAUACCUAAUGCUCUGAAAUGUUAUUACAAAGCACAUAGUACGGGUGAUAUUGAAGGCAUGGCAUUAUUUAAGUUGGCCAAAUUAUACGAAAAGUCAAACAUGCCGAACAGUGCGGCGGCAGCGUACACAGCAGCUUGCCAAGAGCCCGGCAAUGCAGGCAGUAAAGAGCUGCCUCCUGCGCAGCGUUACCUCGCGCAGUACUACCUGCGCUUCGCCCUGCUCGACCACGCCGCGCACUAUGCCUAUAAAUGUCUCGAGCACGAAAGCACCAAAGAAGCCGGUAAAAAUAUAUUAAAAGCUAUAUCAGAGAAGCGAUUGGCCGCUUCGUCUUCACAAUGUGCAAAUUUGCCCGAAGACUUGCCAGAUGCUAUCAAAAAUAUAUCUACCUCAUCGUUAAGUCACGACGCAUCGAAAACUCCAUUCCCCAGCCCCAACACUGCGCCUGAUAACUUCUCUACACCGAUGUACUCGAAGAAGAGUAGUAAAUACAAAAUGUGACAUACAAGUGUAAGGAAAAGUAAAAUGUAAAGAGACAUACCAAAGUGUUGUGACAUGUUUCUAAUUGUGAAUGGAAAGUAUUUUCAUUUUCACUAUCCUCUUACUGCUGUACUGUAAAAAGUAGAAUUAUAUCAUUCUUUUCAUGCUUAAAACCUUUUAGAUGCUGUGCUGUCUAUACUGGAAAAAAUGUAA